AUGCGCCGCGCGCUCCUCGACCGGCUCAGCAGCACCACGCUGAGCGAGACAGCAGUGGCCAGCGAGGGCCUGCUGCCCGCGCCGGUAGAUGUCGCCCCCUACUGCAGUGUGGUGGCCAACGGGACCUGCGGGGAGCGGGGCGAGGAGGAGUUCUGUAGGGAGACGCCGGGCAAACGCGGCAUAGCAUGCGACGUGUGCGAGGGCCCUGAAGGAUCUGCCUCUCGUCAGCACCCAGCGAGCCUGGCGAUCGAUGGAGACCCUGCGACCUGGUGGCAGACUCCCACCCUGGCUGCUGGCGAGGAGUACCGGCAUGUGGAGUUUGUAGCUACACUGCCUGAUAAAAUGGAGCUACUGCACGUGAUAAUAAAGUCGGGACCGUCACCGCGACCUUUAGCCUGGUCUCUCGAAGUGUCCCCUACAGAAGCAGCAGAUGACUGGCGCCUGCUCCGAGCGUUUGGAGAUAGGGACCACUGCAAGAAGCUCUGGGACCUCCGACCAGAGAGGAAACGGAGGAAGGUCCGAGCGCAAAAGGGAAAAGAAAAAGUGUCCUGUUCCACGCAGUUUGCGAAUCCUAAACCUGUGGAGAAUGGAGAGAUGCACGUAGCAAUCGGGGAAGGAGUAACGGUGCGGCGCGUGCGCAUAUCAUUCAGAGCAACGCAUGCAUUACCGCAUAACUACUACACUGUCAGGGAACUGACGCUGGCCGCGAGAUGUCUCUGCCACGGACAUGCUAGUCAUUGCAAUGUUAACGAUAAGGGAGCAAAAUGCGACUGUCUCCACGGCACUUGCGGAGGGCACUGCCAGCGCUGCUGCUCCGGCUCCAAGUGGCAGCCGCACCGGCCCUGUGCCCCCUCUGGGGACUGCUCCUGCGGGGAGCGGGGGGAGUGCGCGUUCGAUGAUACCGGAGAUGUGCUGUGUGUUAAUUGUACUGAUAAUCGCGCUGGGCCACUUUGUGAUCGAUGCUUGGUUGGCUUUUAUAACGCGCUCCCUGACGGACCUUGCGUGCCGUGUGACUGCGAUCCUGAAGGUUCUGAUGGAUCAUGUAACUGGGACAAACAGCAGCAGCGUGUCCUCUGCACCUGUCACGCUGGCUUCUCAGGUCCGAAGUGCGAAUCAUGCGAAGACAUUAACGCUGUAUUCCCAAACUGUGUGGUGGAUGACACCACGCCAUCGUGCAAGUGCGACCCCAGGGGCAUUGUGGAUCCUAGUAGAGUUUGUGAAGACGUUUGUGAAUGUAAGGCAAACGUAAUAGGCGAACGUUGUGACGAAUGUGCUUCAGGAUAUUUCGGUCUAAGCGCAGAUUUAGCAGAUGGAUGCUUGCCAUGUUAUUGUUCCCAUCUCGCUGAGACGUGUCGCGUGAACCAUAGAGCACAUAUGCACCCUGACGUGGUGUUGCCUAUGGGAGAGGCGUGGCUCAUCAGUGACGCAGCGCUCAACGAGACCCUGGAGCCUUCAGUGGAUGAGCAGGGAAAGCCUUAUCUGAUUACUUAUGAGGUAGAAGGAUGGGAAUCAUUUUACUGGUUGACAAACUCGUUCAGUGGGGAGCAGCUAGAGGCUUAUGGGAGCGAAGUCAAAACGAGUAUGUACUGGAGCGUGGCGCGAGGAGACACUGGAGGUAGCCCCACUGUAGGGCCUGAUGUCAUUCUGGUGGCAAAUGAUGGCAGAAAACUGACGUACAUAAACAGCAGUCACGAGUUCCCCGGUCAGUUGGAACUGAGUGUGGUCCUGGUGGAAGGCAACUGGUACUUGGAGAAUGAACUAGCAACCAGGACACAGUUAUUGGAUGUUCUGAGUGACCUGCGGGCGAUUAUGAUUCGAGCUCAUUAUCAUAAUGACCAGGAUGAGGUUCGGUUAGAAGGCGUAGAGAUCCUCAGUGGGCACACAGCAACAGAAAUAUGCGCGUGCCCUAACGGCUACGAAGGUUCCCAAUGUGCGCAAUGUGCGUGGACGCACGUGCGCAUCCGCCGCGCGCCCACUGCGCUGCCGGCGUUCGAGUGUGUGCCGUGCGCGUGCAAUAUGCACGCUGGGUGCGCUAGCGUUGACGGUCCGUGUGGAGAAUGUCAACACAACACAACUGGGCCGCACUGCGAGCGCUGUCUUCCGGGUCAUUAUGGGAACCCAGUGACGGGUGGCUGUAAGCCCUGCGCCUGCCCACUAUACGAGGCUAGUAACAACUUCAGUCCGAACUGUGCCCUUGCCGGUGCUGAGGGAGAUGACUUCGUUUGUACACAGUGCCCGGAUGGGUACACUGGAGAUCAUUGUGAAACCUGCGACUCCGGCUACUGGGGGUCUCCCACGACCCCGGGCGGGUCGUGCGUCCCCUGCGCGUGCGGCGGUGGGCCGUGCAAUGUGGAAACCGGCGCGUGCCUCGUGUGCCCGCCGCACACGGAGGGCGAAACCUGCGAUCAGUGUCAGGAGGGCUACUACUCCUUGAUUGAGGGGGGCGCGUGCUUGCCGUGCGAGUGCGGGCGCGGUGCGCUCUCGAGCGCGUGUGAUGUGCGCACCGGAGCAUGCGCCUGCGCACCAAACUGGACGGGCCGAGCGUGUGACAGCUGCUCUAGUGGAUAUGGGGAUGUAGAAGCCGGUUGCCCAGCUUGCCGGUGCGGUGUUGCUGCGCUAAGCGGCGCGUGCGACCCCGCAAGCGGUCGGUGCGCGUGCUCAGCCGGAGCCGAACCGCCCCGUUGUGAUACGUGUCGGUUGGAGUACUGGGAUCUGAGCGCUGAUGGCUGUAGAGGCGCUAUAAAUAUUAUUAAAAGUGCAAUAGAAUGCUAUGAUAAAGCGGAUAAAUUAUAA
Molecule: messenger RNA, 2793 nt
Organism: Colias croceus (clouded yellow)
Lineage: Eukaryota; Metazoa; Arthropoda; Insecta; Lepidoptera; Pieridae
Product: laminin subunit alpha-2-like
Exons: 19
Coding region: 1-2793 (930 amino acids)
Source: RefSeq, a predicted model, not a curated record